GUAAAACGAACGAAAAAUGAGUCGAAAAGGCCCAUUAAUAAAAAACAACGAGACGGACGUGCCACUGCGUAUUGCUAUUGUGGAAAAAGAUCGCUGCAAGCCGAAAAAUUGUGGUCUGGCGUGCAAAAGAGCUUGCCCAGUGAACAGACAAGGAAAACAGUGUAUUGUCGUCGAGGCAACUUCCACGAUUUCUCAAAUUUCCGAAAUCUUGUGCAUUGGAUGUGGUAUCUGCGUGAAGAAGUGCCCAUAUGACGCAAUCAAAAUCAUCAAUCUCCCAGCAAAUCUGGCAAAUGAGACCACUCAUCGUUACUCGCAGAAUUCCUUCAAGUUGCAUCGCCUGCCAACUCCUCGCUGUGGAGAAGUCCUCGGACUCGUCGGAACAAAUGGAAUCGGAAAAUCGACGGCACUGAAAAUUCUGGCCGGAAAACAGAAGCCAAAUUUGGGAAAUUUCCAAAAAGAGCAAGAGUGGACGACUAUUAUCAACCAUUUUCGAGGUUCAGAACUCCAGAAUUACUUUACGCGAAUUUUGGAGGAUACUUUGAAGUGUGUCAUCAAGCCACAAUAUGUCGAUCAGAUUCCAAGAGCUGCCAAGGGAACUGUUGAGAAAAAUUUGACCCGAAAGCACGAUAAUGACAAUUUGAACUCGGUUAUUGAUCAAAUGGAGCUUCGUGGCCUUCUGGAUCGUGAAAUCGACCAACUCUCCGGCGGAGAACUCCAACGUUUCGCGAUCGCAAUGUGCUGUGUUCAAAAAGCCGACGUCUACAUGUUCGAUGAACCAUCCUCUUACCUUGAUGUCAAGCAACGUCUGAAGGCUGCCGCGAUCAUCCGCGAGCGUGUCAGUGAUACGAACUAUGUUGUAGUUGUUGAACACGACUUGGCAGUUCUCGAUUAUUUAUCUGAUUUCAUUUGCUGCUUGUACGGAGUUCCUGGAGUUUAUGGAGUUGUUACUCUGCCAUCUGGUGUUCGUGAAGGUAUCAACAUGUUCUUGGAAGGAUUCAUUCGGACUGAAAAUAUGAGAUUCAGAGAGUCAAAGCUCUCUUUCAAGACAUCGGAGCAGCAGGAGGAUAUCAAGAGAACUGGAAAUAUUAAGUACCCGUCAAUGUCAAAAACGCUUGGGAACUUCCAUUUGGACGUUGAAGCCGGCGACUUUUCCGACUCGGAAAUCAUCGUGAUGCUCGGAGAAAACGGUACAGGAAAGACGACGAUGAUCAAGAUGAUGGCUGGAUCGUUGAAGCCUGAAGAUGAGAACACUGAGCUCCCGCACGUCAGCAUCUCGUACAAGCCGCAGAAGAUCUCACCGAAAUCUGAGACUACUGUACGCUUCAUGCUUCACGAUAAGAUUCAGAACAUGUACGAGCAUCCACAAUUCAAGACGGAUGUGAUGAAUCCGUUGAUGAUGGAACAGUUGUUGGAUCGAAAUGUGAAAGAACUUUCGGGAGGAGAAUUACAACGUGUCGCUCUUGCCCUUUGCCUCGGAAAAACCGCCAGUUUGUACCUUAUCGAUGAGCCAUCAGCUUACCUGGAUUCGGAGCAACGUCUUCACGCGGCAAAAGUGAUCAAAAGAUUCAUUAUGCAUGCCAAGAAGACGGCGUUUGUUGUCGAGCACGAUUUCAUUAUGGCUACCUAUUUGGCCGACAGAGUCGUCGUUUUCGAAGGUCAACCGUCGGUCAAGUGUACGGCUUGCAAACCCCAAUCCCUGCUGGAAGGAAUGAAUCGAUUCUUGAAAAUGUUGGAUAUCACUUUCCGUCGUGAUCAGGAAACAUAUCGCCCACGCAUCAAUAAACUCGACUCGGUGAAGGAUGUUGACCAAAAGAAGAGCGGACAAUUCUUCUUCCUUGAUGAUAAUUAAGCGCAAAUCUGAGGCCAUACGAAAAGGGGAUACGUAUAUCGCGAUGCGUAAUAUCUGUGCUUUGUUGUAUCGUUUUCUUCAUGAAAAAUUGCGUUGUGCCAGGAUCCCCUUUUGGUAGAUUACCUUUUCGCAAAUCCACUUUUUGCAGAUCCCCUUUUCGUGGGGCCUCGAAAAUUUCGUUGUUUUUUUUUUCGUUAAAUUUAUCAAAGUUUUCAUUGAAAAAUAAUAGGGGUUGCUCUUUUCAGCAAGCCCAACUAUUUUUCUAUUCGAAAAUUAAAUUCAUUUGGUUUCCUAGUAUCCUGUUCCUCUUUUUUAUUGCUACUUUAUUUCAUCUCAAUAUUUAUUCCUUCCUUGUUAUGAUAAAAAGUGUUAUUU
Caenorhabditis elegans is the source of this 2224-nucleotide messenger RNA. RefSeq names its product ABC transporter, class E (gene abce-1). Bases 17 to 1849 code for a protein of 610 amino acids. Gene Ontology annotation, molecular function: nucleotide binding; ATP hydrolysis activity; ATP binding. The transcript has 5 exons. Gene Ontology annotation, biological process: translation. Gene Ontology annotation, cellular component: cytoplasm. Lineage: Eukaryota; Metazoa; Nematoda; Chromadorea; Rhabditida; Rhabditidae. The record is from RefSeq and is marked reviewed.